GUAAUUAAUACACACCUGUGGCGAUCUCUUUACACGUCGUGUUCAAAGUUUCGUUAUCAAUGAAUCCAGUUAAGUCACCGAAGAUUCGAUUAUAGCGCCUCUUAUGGUACCGAUUUGUAAUUUAGUGGAUAAGAUGGACGAAAAUGGCAUGCGAGGUGUUGUUAAAUUUCAGUGAAAUGUUUGGUCACACCAGCCGCCUAGAAUGGGAGGCUGCAUAGGUAUAACGAGGGCAAGAAACGCCUCUGUCGACGACACCACAGGAAAUUCGACGAGGGUGAAUUCAGGAAAUUCAAGGAAAAAUCAUCCUCUAUGCCACGAAGUCAUUAGGUGGAAGUCGGAUGUACCUUUGACAGAAGGUCAACUCAGAAGUAAAAGGGAUGAGUUUUGGGAUACAGCGCCUGCGUUCGACGGUCGUAAAGAGAUAUGGGACGCAUUGAGAGCUGGAGCAACCGCGGCGGAAGCUCAAGAUUAUCAAUUAGCACAGGCUAUAUUAGACGGGGCUAAUAUUUCUGUGCCAAACGGCUUUUUAACAGAAUGUUACGACGAGUUGGGAACCAGAUACCAAGUCCCUAUUUACUGUUUAUCGUAUCCUAUUAAUAUCGUGAAAGAGGAUAGUGGACGAGACUCGCCUGCCGAUUGUUCAGAACCAGUUGAUAGUGGAGUUGAACAGACAUUAAAGCUUAGAUUAUCAACUACGUUAGGUGAAGUUAAAUUGCCUGUUUACAGCAAAGACACUAUUGCUACUGCUAAAAAGAAAUUACAGAGUCAGGAGGGUUUGGAGCCAUCUCGUCAAAGGUGGUUUUUUGGCGGCAAACUAUUAGGUGAUAAAAUGCAUAUAGAAGAAGCAAAAAUUCAACCAGGUUAUGUAAUACAAGUAAUUGUGAAUCCUGAAAAAUUGGAUGACAGUCCGAUGAAAACAAGCUGAACUAAUGUAUACGUAAGAUACGAGUCACAUUGAACCAACCUUUCUAAUAAGCACUAUCUUACACAUGUUCAAGUAAGAAUACAUUUUUUUUAAUUUUAUAUCAUGUCAUUGUUAAGGGUAGAGCAGCAAUUCUUGAAGUAAUUUUUUACAAUAAAUUGCACUUACAACGUAUUUCUCCGUAAUAUACGCAAAAAAUGUUAUAAGAAUUGAAUACCGUUGCGUUUAAAUUGUAGGUUGUGAUUAUUUAAUUUUCAUUAAUUUAUACUAGAUCGAAUGAAAAAUACUUCGAAGUGUUAACUGCACACAAGGAUAUACUAAAGAGUUCUGAUUAAAAUUUCUGAUGGUUUUUAAAGUUCAACGCAUACAAAAUGAAAAUUUAAAAGAUCGGUUUAGAAAUGACAUUUAAUUUAUAGCUGGAAAAGUGAUUAUACUCUAAUUCUGAUAUUGUCAAACUUACUUGUUACUACCAACGAAGGUGCUGGUGCUGUAACACUCAGAAAACCAAGUAUACAUGUAGAAAAUUAUUCUGUGCUGCUUAUUGAACCAUGUUGCAUAAUUAUAUGAUGUAAGAAAUAAGUCAUACAUUUAAAGAAGAUUGUAAUAAUAAUAAGAGAAUUACAUAAAUAUUGAAUAUAAAAAAAAAAACAUCAAUGGACAAUAGUGAAAAAAGGAACAAGAUAUAUGCUGUUUGUUACGAUGCAUUUUUUUUUCUCUCAUUUUUUAUAAAUUCCAUUUUCAUAAUUAUUUUGAAUCUGAAGUAAGUAAUUAUAAUUUUUAUUCAGAUCAAAUUAGUAGGAACAAUUAUUAAUAUCUUCUGUUAUUUUUGCAUAAUAUAUGUAGGACAUAAAAUUGUUUGAUACUUUACUUUUGGACUUGGUUCUUUAAAUUUUUGUAAAUGAAUUGCGAGCGUUUAUAAGUCGUAAGUUUGCAUUAUUUGAUAAGAGUAUAUGUUUGGCCUAUCGAUGGCCUAAAAUCUACGAUUCCUUCCUGCAAGUACUAAUAGGAUAUUGAAUAAGGUCUUCACAGCCGAAUAAUGCACAGAGAAGAAAACAUAAGACUAAUAUUGAUUAGCAUGUGGUGCAGAAUGUAUAAUUUUUACACAAUUUUAUCAGCACAAUCGUUUUCACGUGUAUGUUAUUUGUGCUUAUGAUAAAACUGUUUACACAAUAAAAAAAAAAAAAAAAAAGUACUGCUAGUUCAAUUUUAAAUGGCACUUAAUUCUUACUUCUGCUCCACAUGUUGCACGAAAAAAAAGAAAAAGAAAAAUUGUCUAAAGUAUAAUUAUACAAAAUGGCAUAUUAUGCGUGUGAAUUUAUUGACUGUACUAACAUGGCGGUGAUAAAGUUUGUUUCUUAUAUGCAUUGAUCAUAAAAUUAUAAUAUAUAGUAUUGCGUGUGGGUGUAUGUAUAAUACAUAAUAUAUAGAUUAUAUAUGUAUACAAAUACAUAUAUCGGUUCCACUAUUCUCAAUUUGAGUGUCAAAACAGAAAUAUUUAAUCUUAUAAAUAACUUAUUUAUAAAUCGGGUAAUCACGUGCAAGUUAUGAUGAUAUAAAUGACUGAAAGAAAUCCGUUAAAAGUAUGAACAUAAAAGUGUAUAAAAUCCUUGUUCAUAUAAAAAAAAAAAAAAAAGAAGAAGAACGAAUUUUUAUGUUAACUAUGAUGCAUUUCUUUGAUAUACAUAUAUAUUAUACAUAACGGUGCAAAUAAAGUUGCACUUGUUGUCAGUCUAUAAAUAUAAGAGUUCCGCAUGCAUAUACCAUUCUUUUAUCUCUCUGCUAGAUCAUUGUGUUCAAAAAGCUAUAACUUCUUUGUACAAGGUAAUCAAAUUUCUUUUACAGUAAUCUUAACGUACAAUUCAAAAAUACUUUUUAUUUGAUCAGGCAUGUGAUUUCUUUGGUAAAACAGUAAAGCUGUUUAAAGUAUUAUUUGUACGUGUUCUUAAAGUUCAUAAAUAUCGAAAUAGUAAUUCCGUAUUUAUGGACAGGACGUUCGUUAUCCGAAUGUAAUUAACAAUAGAAGAAUCCAUAGUGGCGGAUUCUGAUUUUCAUAAAAUUGGUAUUGAUUGGUAAGUCUAUAACUACGUCACUAUCGCUUUCGUUGAUACUUAUUCUUUCUAGUACAUACUAAUUAAUCGAAAUUUUCCGAAUUUUAACUUAUUUUUCUUAAAUUUAUUUCUCAACAUUUUCUGGAUACAUUAAUAUUGGAUCAAUGGUUUUCAUAAAAAUAGAUUUACCAUCCCAUAUCAAUUUGAUCGAAAUCAAUGCUGUUACUACCGAUCUUUCCUUGUGAGACAUAAGAUUCUCAAUGGAAUAACAAAUUCUAUCAGACUGAUAUUAGUUUUGCGAUAUAGGAUUUGGGUUACUUGCAAUACGUAAAAGAGACUGCAUUAAGUUCUUUUCGAUUAAUAUUCAAACAAUAUAGAAACAUUAUUUUGCGCAUAAUAUCAAGUAAAUUAUGUAUCCUUCAUACAUAUCCAUACAAAUGUCUUAUUAAUUAUAAAUGUUGUGUUUCUUUUUUAUGUGGUGUAAUUUCUAUUUGUAUGAAUGAUAAAAAAAAAAAUCAUUUUCCUUUAAUACUCAUAACCAUAUAAUAUCGAAUACAAAAUGUGAUGAGGCAUAAUUGCCAUACAAUGAAAACGAGAGUAAGUGUAAAUAAAAAAGCAUUACAAUAAUGAAAGUGCAAUUCGAAACGCCUAAUAAAUAUCGCUGCUGCUUAAUAUUAAUGUUGCUAUGUUGGACCAAUGCAUAUAAGGCGUUUUAAACAAAAAAAAAAAAAAAAUAAAAUCAUAGAACGACUGAUUGGAGAUUAGGUAGAACAACUGCCAAUAAAAUAAAGCUGAAUUCACUGUGUUGCUAAUCAGAAGUUAUUAGGGAAUACGAUACUAUGAACAAAUUUUUGGAAUAUUAACAAAAGUACUGUAAUUAGGUAGCAAUUAUUAAUUAAGCAGGGUUUACACAUUUUUUAAAGUAAUUGAACAAUUACUAUCGAACUGUUUAAUAUUAUUUACCAAAGCUGGUUUUCUCGAUUAGAUGCAGAUACUAACAUCAUUUAAUAUUUGAUAUAUUAAGCAUUUAAAGAAAUCAAAUGAUGUUAGCAGUCAGUUUGUUUCAAUUCAUAGUCUGGACUUAAUUAUAAGUCAGAUGCAUAAGAUGCGGUCCUAAUGAAUUAUGAUAAAAAAAAAAAACAAAAAUACUACAGAUAUUACAUAAUUUGUUUACUUCUAUUUUUAGGAUAGGUAUUUAUUUGUUCUUUAUAAACAUGAAAUGAGAUAUACUUACAAAACAAUGUAAAAUUACUUAAAACUUUGAUAUUCUGAUUGUAACUAUAUUACUUUAAAGUA
Colletes gigas is the source of this 4266-nucleotide messenger RNA. RefSeq names its product ubiquitin domain-containing protein 1. The transcript has 5 exons. The record is from RefSeq and is a predicted model, not a curated record. The coding region runs from base 203 to 925 and encodes 240 amino acids. Gene Ontology annotation, molecular function: protein binding. NCBI's taxonomy places the organism in Eukaryota, Metazoa, Arthropoda, Insecta, Hymenoptera, Colletidae.